Molecule: messenger RNA, 5588 nt
Organism: Thalassophryne amazonica
Lineage: Eukaryota; Metazoa; Chordata; Actinopteri; Batrachoidiformes; Batrachoididae
Gene: ankrd50
Product: ankyrin repeat domain 50
Exons: 6
Coding region: 864-5147 (1427 amino acids)
Molecular function (GO): protein binding
Source: RefSeq, a predicted model, not a curated record
CUCGGAGGCGGAGAGUCAGUCGGCUCUCUGUUGAGCUGUUCGGGCAGCAGGAGGAGUCGACAUCGACAGAAAAGAACGAUCCACGGAUGUCGUCCAGAUCCACACAUUUGUCUCGCGGGUCAUCGGUCGGUUUGUGUGAGAUAUUUGGAUUUUUGUGAGGACGGACCCGGACGCGGCGAAAGGAAGCGAAAAGAGGUGAGAAGAAGAAGAAGAAGAAGCAGCAGCAGAAGAAAAACCGUGAAAACGCUUCAUAUCUGGAUUCAUUGAAGUUGAAAGGCGAGUUGUGGAUAAACACAGCGGCUCGUGUUCGAAGUUUGGGAAGCUGCCAGGAUUGGAAUGUUUCUGGAGAAACUGACUCUGCAGUGGCAACCACGUUCACGCUAGUGUAAUGGAAACGUGCUUUGGACACCUCCUGUAGCAUCUGAAAUGUAUCAGCGGAAAUAUAUCCGAAACUCCCAUGGCUAAUUGCAUCAAGCAGGGGCAUGAGUUUGUCAGUGGAUGCACCCAGGAGCCGUGCACUCUGCCAUGCCCAGCGCCAUGCUAGAGCCAGCCGCUCAUAACAACAAGGAGCACUCUGUUCAGCCGAUAUUCCAUAAGGCUCUGUAGCUCAGCUGCUUUUCCUGCCAUCUGCAGCUCUCUCUGUGUGUACUCUCACUGGAAACCUCGGUUGCAUUUGUUUUUGGCUUCUUAUCAUAAAUACCAAGGCCGGCCAAACUGCAGUCUGCUUUCUGCGAGGCACUUUCGCAGACGACAUAAUGGAUGUUCAAAUUUACAGCCAGCCUUUUUUGGAGUUGAAAACGUGAGGGGCAGCUUGAGGAGACGAGCCCUAUGAAGAGGAAUAGGUGCAAGAGCAGCAGCUUUAAAUGAAAAUGGCCCAAACUAGUUUGCUGCAGGGGAAGAGAUUUUACUGCCGGGAGUGGGUUUUCCACAAGAUCCAGCACUGUCUCCAGGAGAAAACCAGCAGCCUGACUGGAGUGACCAGCACUCCUUGCAAGCAGCCCCCGCUGCUUCCCGGCGGGGGUGCAUCCAAUCCUGGCAGCCUCACAGCAGGUUCUGCAAAGCCCGGUAGCUCCUGGGGGGUUUUGCUGGUGGGAGGGCCAGGCAGCGGGAAAACUGCGCUGUGCACGGAGCUCCUGUGGCCCACGUCAGCCCAGGGAAACCACCGCGGUCUGCACCACCAGAGCUUGGCUUUCCACUUCUGCCGGGCGGACGACUCAGAUACGCUGUGUGUCGGCGGGUUUAUCCGAGGUUUAGUGGGUCAGAUCUGCCGCAGUGGGCUGGUGCCGGGGUAUGAGGAGAAGGUGCGUGACCCGGCUGUGCAGAGCACUUUGCAGCCCGGUGAAUGUGAGAGGAAUCCCACGGAGGCUUUCAAAAGAUGUGUCCUCCUGCCUCUUCUGAGCGUGAAACCUCCUCAGCAGGCUCUCUUCCUGCUGGUGGACUCAGUGGAUGAGGGCUGUCAUUUGGCUGAGACGGAGCAGAGGUCCUCCUCCGGUUCCCCCAGAACCAUCGCUGAGCUCCUGGCCAGUCAUCAUGAGUUCCUGCCUCCCUGGCUGCUGCUGAUCUGCUCCGCACGCAGACAGAAUAAAACCAUUACCAAACUCUUCACAGGAUUUCGCAAAAUCAGUCUUGAUGAUCUGCGCAAGGCUUACAUCGUCAAGGAUGUCCAACAGUACAUCCUCCACAGGCUAGACCAGGAAGAAGCCCUCAGGCAGCACCUGACCAAGGAGACUGCCGAAAUGCUCAACCAGCUCCACAUCAAAAGCAGUGGCUGCUUCCUCUAUCUGGAACGCGUGUUGGAUGGUGUGGUGGAGAAUUUCAUCAUGCUCCGUGAGAUCCGUGACAUCCCUGGCACUCUCAAUGGCCUCUACUUAUGGCUGUGCCAGAGAUUAUUUGUACGAAAACAGUUUGCAAAAGUGCAGCCAAUCCUUAAUGUAAUCCUUGGAACCUGCAGGCCGCUCACAGUCAAAGAACUAUACCAUGCAGUCUGGACCAAAAACAUGACCCUGACCAUGGAAGAGUUUCAGAAGAAGAUGGACAUUCUCACCACAUUGUUGAUCGAUGGCCUUGGGGGGACUAAAAUCCUUUUUCACUAUAGUUUUGCUGAAUGGCUCCUGGAUGUGAAGCAUUGCACACAGAAGUACUUGUGCAAUGCAGCAGAAGGGCACAGGAUGCUGGCGAUGAGUUACACCUGCAGGGCAAAGCAGCUUAAACCACUUGAAGUGCAGGAAUUUGCACUACACCUUGUUAAUUCCAAUCUGCAAAUUGAGCCAUUUAAUCUGGCUCUUUGGAUGGUUUGGAAUGGAACUCCUGCCAAAGACUCACUAACCACAUCCAUACCAAGAGAACAGGAAGUUCUGCAACUUCUCGUUAAAGCUGGUGCUCACGUCAACAAUGAGGAUGACCAUGCCUCGUGUAUUGUACAACAGGCCUUGGAAAGAGAGGACUCAAUUCGUACAUUACUUGACAACGGCGCGUCUGUGAACCAAUGUGAUUCAAGUGGAAGAACUCUGCUGGCCAGUGCUGCAUACAGUGGAAACCUUGAUGUGGUGAACUUACUCAUAUCUAGAGGGGCAAACAUGGAGCUCGAGGACAACCACGGACAAACGGCACUUACCCUUGCGGCAAGGCAGGGGCACACCAAAGUGGUGAACUGCCUAAUUGGCUUUGAGGCCAACAUAAACCACACAGAUCAUGACGGAUGGACUGCUCUCCGUUCAGCAGCAUGGGGUGGCCAUUCAGAAGUUGUAUCUGCUCUGCUUUAUGCUGGCGCUAAGGUGGAUUGUGCUGACGCUGAUGGUAGGACUGCGUUGAGAGCUGCUGCUUGGGGAGGUCAUGAAGAUAUUGUGUUGAACCUUCUUCAGCAUGGGGCUGAGGUUAACAAGGCAGAUAAUGAAGGAAGAACAGCUCUCAUUGCUGCAGCAUAUAUGGGCCACAGAGAGAUUGUGGAGCACCUCUUGGACCAUGGGGCCGAAGUUAAUCAUGAAGAUGUAGAUGGGAGGACUGCCCUUUCGGUUGCAGCUCUCUGUGUUCCUGCUAGUAAAGGUCAUGCUUCUGUUGUGAGCCUUCUCAUCGACAGGGGAGCAGAGGUUGACCACUGUGACAAAGACUGCAUGACCCCUCUCCUUGUGGCCGGCUAUGAAGGACAUGUAGAUGUGGUCGAUCUGCUUCUGGAAGGUGGAGCUGAUGUGGAUCAUACGGACAACAAUGGUCGCACCCCUCUUCUUGCAGCUGCAUCAAUGGGCCAUGCCUCGGUUGUCAACACCUUACUGUUCUGGGGCGCUGCUGUGGACAGCAUUGACAGCGAGGGGAGGACUGUGCUGAGCAUUGCUUCUGCUCAGGGUAACGUGGAAGUUGUUCGAACUCUGCUGGACAGAGGUCUGGAUGAGAAUCACAGGGAUGAUGCAGGCUGGACCCCACUGCACAUGGCUUCAUUUGAGGGCCACCGCCAAGUGUGUGAUGCUCUUAUUGAGCAAGGUGCACGUUGCACAGAGGUCGAUAACGAUGGCAGAAUACCUCUGAUAUUAGCUGCACAAGAGGGACAUUAUGACUGUGUGCAAAUUCUUCUGGAAAACAAGUCAUGCAUUGACCAGAGGGGGUAUGAUGGAAGGAAUGCUCUCAGGGUGGCUGCACUUGAAGGCCACAGGGACAUUGUUGAACUGCUGCUGAGCCAUGGUGCCGACAUAGACUACAAGGAUGCAGAUGGACGUCCGACACUCUACAUCUUGGCACUUGAGAAUCAGCUGGCCAUGACGGAGUAUUUUCUCGACAAUGGAGCAAAUGUGGAAGCUUGUGACAUUGAGGGUAGAACGGCCCUCCACGUGUCCUGCUGGCAAGGGCAUGUUGAGAUGGUGAGGCUGCUGAUUAGCUGUCAUGCUGACGUGAAUGCCUGUGACAAUGAGAAGAGAUCUGCCCUUCAGUCUGCUGCUUGGCAAGGCCACACAAAGGUGGUUCAGUUUUUGAUAGAGAGUGGCACACAUGUGGAUCACACCUGUAACCAGGGUGCAACGGCACUCGGCAUAGCAGCCCAGGAGGGCCAUAUAGAUGUUGUGCAGAUUCUUCUUGAGAACGGUGCCGAUCCCAACCAUGCUGACCAGUUUGGACGCACAGCAAUGAGAGUGGCAGGAAAAGGUGGACAUACAAUGAUCAUAAAACUUCUGGAAAAGUAUGGGGCAACAACUCUAAAUGGUUGUAACCCCUCCCCUGUACACACCAUGGAAGAAAAAACUCCAUUGGCUGUGACCGGUAAAAUGCAGUCCCUCACGAUCAAAUCAAGUAGCUCUGGUAGCACUGGAGCUGGAGAUUUACAGUCAUCCGGACGUGGUCUUAAUAAUGGACCCGUCCAUGCCUUCAGUUCGCCGUCAGAAUCCCCUGAUUCCACCGUAGAUAGGCAGAAAUCUUCCCUUUCAAAUAAUUCUCUCAAGAGUUCAAAGAAUUCCUCCCUGAGAACCACAUCGUCCACUGCCACAGCACAGACUGUGCCCAUCGACAGCUUUCACGGACUAACAUUUACAGAACAAAUCCAACAGCACUCGCUUCCCCGCAGUCGAAGUAGACAGUCUAUUGUGUCCCCUUCCUCAACAACAAAAUCCACUGGUCAGCAACCAUCCUCUCCAUCCACUGAUUUUGACUGGUCUCAGUUAAAACCUGGUCUUAAAUCAACAAAGGGGAGUAAGACUGGAAAAGGGACAUCAAAUAGUAAAGGAGGAUUGGGGGACAAGAAAAAAGUCAAGAACAGUUCAACCCAAGGUCAGAUUAGAGAGUAUGAGAUGACCCAGUUUGAUAAGCGAAUUGCCUUCAACAAAGCAGUAGCAAACAUUGCAGUGAAGGAUCCCCAGUGCAAGAUCAUGGUUGGUGGGUCAAAUCAGCAGGAAAGGGGGCAAAGCCAAGAUCACUUGUUCAUCCAGCAGCAGAGUGGUUCUGAGAAGAAGCGGAAUGGCAUAAUGACCAACCCCAACUAUCACCUACAGGGCAAUCAGGUUUUCCUGGGUAGGGUGUCAGUUCCUCGGACUGUACAGAACAGAGGCCGCCAGGAUGUUCUCGAUGCCUAUCCCAUAGGGGAAACUGAGCUAAGCCUUAAACAAGCUCUGAAGUUGCAGAUCGAUGGAUCAGACCCUGGGUUUAACUACAAAAAGGAGACUCCAUUAUAGCUGGUUGCCAUGAAUGCCACUUGUCAUGCAGAUGUUGGAGGGAAUGUGCCAAAGCAACUGUUUUCAUCUGCAUAAAAACCUCUGAUCACGUGGAGACCUCAGUCUGAUCCCAGCGGUCGAGACGAUUGUUGAUUCCUGCCGAAGGCUUGCAGUAUGUGAACCGAUUAUUCAGUGUGCCUACAUCUGUUACAGCCUUCUUCAUGCAUUCUUGCAAACUAUGAUUUUAAUUUAAGGUGAUGCUAUUUAAGAAACAGUGUUUGCACUUUGAAAAGUGACAGACGUGCAUUUGUUUUAUUCACUCUGUAGCUCAUCUAUGUUUCAAAGUAACUGUUUCUGAAAACCACACAGAUGCUUGUUUGUUUGUUUGUAUGUUUGUAUUACCUUGACAGCAGUGUAUCACUGAGUACACUGUCCCAAACCAUACAAAACAGUAACACUGCA